UUCAUUGAACAUCUUCCAUCAACUCUCCAGCCAAUAUUUUGAGCAAGACCUUCCAACCAAAUCGACUGACAGUUGCUUGUGAGACGGCAGUGUGUUUGAGACCUCCCCACAUCCAUCGCUUCCUUGCUCCCUUUCUCUCUUUCGUUCCAAGAAGCACAACAGGACGACCAGGCAGUCAUGAGUGGCGACAUAGGCUUUGCCAACCUCCCCAAUCAAAUCCAUCGUGAGGUCACGCUCAAGGGGUUUGACUUCACUUUGAUGGUCGUUGGGCGGUCUGGAUUGGGAAAAUCGACGUUUGUCAACACCCUGUUCUCCACCGACAUCUAUGAAGAGGACAAGCCCUAUCCCCCACCUUGUGCUCGCAUUCCCAGCACAACCUCUGUGCAGGAGAGCGUGACAACGCUCAUUGAGAACGACGUUCAGCUCACGCUCACGCUCGUGGACACGCCGGGCUUUGGAAACGGCAUCAACAACACAGACUGCUGGGUCCCCAUUGAGGAGUAUGUUGACAAUGCGUUCUCCAAGUACGAGGGCGAGGAGUCGAAGAUCAGCCGCACGGAUAUCCGUGAUUGCCGCGUCCACUGCUGCCUCUACUUCCUCACUCCUUGCAUCCACGGCGUCCGUCCCCUCGACAUUGAAGUCAUGAAGCGCCUGCACACGAAGGUGAACAUCAUCCCCGUCAUUGCAAAGGCGGAUUCGCUCACAGUGGACGAGUGCCAGCUCCUCAAGGAACGCGUGCGCGCCACGCUGGCGGAGCACAACAUCAACGUGUUUGAGUUUCCCGAAGAUGACGAUGAUGAUGAAGAGGUGCAAGACGACGUUGCAAACGCCAGGUCUGCGUGGCCGUUUGCUGUCUCGGCCUCAACACAGGUACUCUUCGCAGAUGAUAAGGAAAUGCGUGGCCGCGCCUACCCCUGGGGUUACGUCGAAGUCGACAAUCCGCAGCACUCGGACUUCGUUGGCCUGCGCAACCUCAUCAUCAGAACGUACAUGCAGCAGCUGAUUGACACGACGAACAACGUCCACUACGAGCGUUUCCGUCAGCAGCGCCUCUCCAGCCUCUCUCUUGACACAUCCAUCAGUGGAAGCCCCAAAUCGGAUCCCAACAGCCAAAACUUCAUCGAACAGCUCGAAGGACAGCUCAAACAACACGAGAAGAAGCUUGUGAAGAUGGAGCGAGAGAUGACAGAAGUCUUUGAGAAGCGCGUGCGCGAAAAACAGCAGAAAAUCAAGACGCAAGAGGCGCAGCUGCUGAAGGAGCACGAGGAGUUUGAAGAAAAGUUGAAGAAGCAGCAAAGGGAGCUUGAGAUGCAGCGCGAGCAGUUUGAGCGGGAGAAGAAGGAGUACGAGGCCGAGGAGGAGAAGCGAAAGGCCGCACAGGCGCAGUCCACUGGCCGGCGCAAGAAGUUCUUCUGAGCACACACACACACACAUGUGCACACAUAUGUACGUGCUGUCACUGAUUGGUCGUCAACGGUGUUGCCGUUGCACAAUUCGUUGGUUGAGUUGACGCGUUUGUCUUGCUUGUUUGUUGUUUGAGCUCCCUUUUGUCGUUUGCGUCAUCUUGUUGCUGUGGUCAUCAUGCACAGUUUAUCACCGUGUUGUUUGAGAGUAAGUUAUGCCAUGGCAGCGUCAUGGCGUCCACAUACACAUACAUCGCAUAUGGAAAC
Salpingoeca rosetta is the source of this 1670-nucleotide messenger RNA. RefSeq lists its product as uncharacterized. Gene Ontology annotation, cellular component: cell division site; microtubule cytoskeleton; septin complex. Gene Ontology annotation, biological process: cytoskeleton-dependent cytokinesis. NCBI's taxonomy places the organism in Eukaryota, Choanoflagellata, Craspedida, Salpingoecidae. The record is from RefSeq and is a predicted model, not a curated record. Gene Ontology annotation, molecular function: GTP binding; molecular adaptor activity; GTPase activity. The transcript has 16 exons. Bases 178 to 1416 code for a protein of 412 amino acids.